AUGUAUCCGAGAAAUAAUGCAAUUAUAAGCAAUGGAUGGGCAAAUGUUGAAAAUGGAACUUACAAUCUGCAAGAUUUCUUAAGAAAUGUUUCAUAUACCAGUGAACAAAUCUUAAGAAACGAGAUUGGUGAACCGGAUUUUCAACCCAUACUUGCUAUUCAAGGGUUAAAUGCUAUACCUCCAGGACAAUUACCACAGAGGCCCCCUCAACUGUUAUUGAGACCGAUGCCAGCACCACCAUUAAUACGACCGGCCGUACAACCACCAAUAGCUGAAGUGGUACCGGUGGCUAUACAACCAGCAGAGGCGGUACAACUACCGAUGGUUGAAGUACCUGCAAUAGCUGUACAAAAUGUUAGAAACCAGAGGGGUGUGCGUAGAAGAGGAAAUCGUGGUAAUCGUGUACAAGGCAACGGUAGAGGACGUUUGAAUGCGAGAGUGGGAUGGGCAGAAUUUUUUGCAAAUGUUGAAGACGAACUAGAACCACGACUUCCCCCGCCUGUGCGGAAUCAACAUCCGAUUCCUGCCAAUGAAAUGAUUUUAGAAGUAUGCAUUAUUUGUUAUGAAGAAGUGGUAACAGUCACUAUAGUGCCAUGUCGCCACACAUUUUGCAAUACUUGCAUUACACGUUUGAUACAGAAUGGGUUUAAUACAUGUCCAUUAUGUAGAGGCAAUAUUGAAGUGUACGAGGGAUAUGUAUGA
Messenger RNA from Macrosiphum euphorbiae (potato aphid), 702 nucleotides. The record is from the annotation of a GenBank genome assembly. Lineage: Eukaryota; Metazoa; Arthropoda; Insecta; Hemiptera; Aphididae.